Molecule: messenger RNA, 381 nt
Organism: Miscanthus lutarioriparius
Lineage: Eukaryota; Viridiplantae; Streptophyta; Magnoliopsida; Poales; Poaceae
Source: the annotation of a GenBank genome assembly
AUGGGGAUGGGGUCGCCCCAGUCCAGCCUCAACGCCGCCGGCACCUCCUCCAUGGCCGUCCUGCGCGAGUCCCACGUAUCCGCCUUCCUCUGCACGCUCAUCGUCGCGCUCGGCCCCAUCCAGUUCGGCUUCACCGGCAGCUACUCCUCCCCGACGCAGGCCAGCAUCAGGAUCCUGGCGACCUGCGCGGCGGCGGCGCCCGCGCCCGCAGCGGCCUGCGUGGCGGCGGCGCCCGCUCCCCGGCGGCCUGCCUCUCCUCUUCUGCUGCGACGGUGGUUGUGCGGGGCGUCGUUGAGGAGAGAAGAAGAUGAGGUCGAAGAGGUGACGGUAAGGGAGGUGAAGGCAGCGCCGUCUCAUGCUCACGCCGAGCCUGGCCCGUGA